Molecule: messenger RNA, 486 nt
Organism: Tripterygium wilfordii
Lineage: Eukaryota; Viridiplantae; Streptophyta; Magnoliopsida; Celastrales; Celastraceae
Product: tripartite motif containing 13-like
Exons: 1
Coding region: 1-486 (161 amino acids)
Source: RefSeq, a predicted model, not a curated record
AUGUGGAAUUUUACAUCCAGUGGCGAAUCUGGGAAUGUUAGAUUGAAGAAUAACUAUCUAAAGCAAACUCAGGGUGCUUCAGAAUGCUCAGAUGAUGAGCUUUCAUCUACUGUUAGUAGGGAGGAAGGUCUGGAGUGCCCAAUUUGCUGUGAAUCCUUCAAUAUUUGUGAAAAUGUACCCUAUGUGUUAUGGUGUGGCCAUACCCUGUGUAAAAAUUGCAUCUUUGGACUGCAAUGGGCUGUUGUGAAAUUUCCUACUCUACCAAUUCAGCUUCCGCUCUUUAUAUCCUGCCCAUGGUGCAACGUAUUAUGCUUUCGUCUGGUAUACAAAGGGAACCUCAGGUUCCCUAGGAAGAAUUACUUUUUACUUUGGAUGGUUGAGAGCAUGAAUGGUGAUAGACUGAAGUCUCAUGAUGGCUUAUGUGAAGACCACCACCAUCCCGAUUGGACAUCAAGCUGCAGUUUUAGCCCCGGGAAUUCAGGGUGA